UGCUCGUUUUCGUUGAACUUAUGAACUCCCUCGGUAAAUCAGAACGGCUAAUGCAGGAAUCAAAACACCAAAACCGGCAGCGUCAUGUAGUAGUUCGUUGUUGUGCGUGUUGCCGACGAUAAAACGCGAGAACAAGUAUCCCAGAGAUACCAAUAAUAAAUGUACACAUAUUUAUAAUAUAUAUAUAUAUAUAUCUACCAUAUACACAUCGGGCGAAUACCUUUAACCGUAGCCAUGGACAAAGUGCAAAACAUUUGUGGAAUUUUACCAAUUUCCAUAUACAACUCCCUCUAAAGUACUUGAUAAUAAUAUUUUUUCAAACGAUUUAAGCAACUUUAUAUUGGUAGUAGGGAGUAAGUGUGUAAACUCGAGUGUGUGUGUGUGUGUGUGAGUACGGUGUGCGGUAGGGAAAACACAAUUGCGAAAAUUCAGCUAUACUGGCCACCGAAUGGAUAAUGGGUAUUUGUUUAGACACAGAUGCCAGCGCGGCACAAGAUACCGGCGAACCAGGCAACGAUUGGAGUCUUACACGGAAUCGAAAUGCCCAAAAUGCUGGCGAUUUGGAGGCAGCUGCGGCUAUAGGACAUUUGGGUACUACCAAUGUCGGCGGUAUCGAUAUGCAAAAUGCUGGAAAAAUCAAAUUCGAUCCGCCCAAAGUGCCAGUGAUAUUUGUUUUAGGCGGCCCAGGUAGUGGCAAGGUCACCCAUUGCGACACUUUCAUGCAGGAGCGACGCGGUGUAACGCACAUCAAUAUGAUGGAUCUGCUGCAGCAAUAUGCAAUGGGCAAUGACAUGCAGGACUUUUCGCAACUAUCGUCGAAAACAGUCACUGAGGUGCUGAUGUUGGAAAUGAAAAUGGCUCCAGCUGCCAAAGCAUACCUAAUAUCUGGAUAUCCACGCUCAAUGCGCGACGUUGUCGAGUAUUCUGAGAAGAUUCAAGUCGUGAAUGGCGUGAUCCUAAUAUCCUGGCGUCAAUCGGUUCUACAGAAGCAAAUCGAUUAUGGGGCCAAAUUAGGUCAUGUAGUACUCUCCUUAGCCAAAAUGGAAUUGGAAAAUUUCUUUAAAAAUGUGAUGCCAGUUGCCGAUUAUUUUGAUCAGAGCGACAUGUUGUUGGCCGUUAAUGGCGAGCGUGCUCCCACAGAGGUGUACAAAGACUUUCGCACCGCUGUCCUCGAUAUACUGAGCACCCUCGAGAACCAAGAGGCCGUGAUGAAUGGAGUUACAGGUAUGGGCAGAGGGAUACAUGAUAUACCCGGCAGUAUAGUUAGCGUAGACACCGCACCAAGUCAAGCCCAACAAGCGACUCAAAUUGCAGAAGUCAACGGGACCAAUACCAAUGCCGAGACAACGGGAACCGUUUUGGCCAGAGAUUUGGCCAUCGAACGGAUCGAUGGUGGACCAAAUGGAGGUGUUGCAACCCUGAAAACGGGAACCACCAGUGCUGAUGAUGACAGCGGUGUUGUGAUCACUCAACAGCCAAAGUUGCGACCGGAUGCUGGAUCAGAUGAAUCAGGCCUGCCACCCAUUAUCUGGGUGAUCGGCGGUCCGGGCAGCAAUAAAGCCACACUUUGUCUUAAAGCUGUUGGUCUCAAUCCUGGCUGGUCUCAUAUCAGUGUCGGUCGUCUCUUACGCAAUAUUACCGACUCUGCACCACGUGCCAAUACGGAAAGCUUUGCUGUCAAGGAAGCUUUGGCCGCUGGGGAUAUGGCCCCAGAGAAAUCCCUUAACCAGCUGCUGGAAACCAAUCUUCGCCAGUUACGAGAUAGAACUGGUAUCAUCAUAGAUGGGUAUCCCAGGAACCUGCAGCAGGUCAAGUACUUUGAGAAUAAGUACAAACAACGACCUCCUAUUAUCCUGCUCGAUUGCUCGAAACUUCAGUUAGGCAGAGGACGUAUAGAUGACACUGUAUCCUCAUUUCGCCGGCGAUUGGAGCUCUUUCGUGAGCAGACCCUGCCCAUGCUGAAGAUUCUCGAUACCAGCAAUCGUUUGCAGAUUGUUGAUGGAGACACUGAUAGUCCAUCUGUACAGCGUGAAUUCGAGCGCCUCAUCCGAAGUCACAUCCAUCGUUUGUUGAACAAAACAGAUGACACGGAUGACACGGCCACUGUGGGUGAUCAAAUGAUGCGAAACGAGCAAACGGAUGCGAUUCUCCAUGAUUUGGAGACCAAUGUACCGGGAGCAGUGCCCACAAUAAGUCAUCAUGUGAGCAUGAUGAACGGUCAUCUGAAGAAUCGAGGAAGUGCCUUGGGCAGUGGCAAGCAUCAGGGGCAGAUGAUGAAUGGACAUGUUCCAGGCAGACCCGGAACUGGACCGGUAGGCCAACCCGUGCCCGUUGAUUUCCGGCAUAUGCUCGAGGAGGCCGAAAGAUAUCCGGUUGAUUCGUACAUGUAGAUUCUCAAGGGAAUCAAAGUUUUAUAGUUUUCUAAUGGACCUAGACUAAGCGUGUAUUGUUAAUGAAGGUUUGUUGAAUUUUCGAAUGCGGUUCGAGGGACCAAUGCGUAUGUUAGUCCGGCUAGAUUAAGAGUUAGAAGAAUUCAAUUCAAUAUUUUAUUUCACUAGACUUAGCCUAAGAGUGCCUUAGGGGUAGCCGUAAAUUAAAUUUCAAUAAAAGCUAAAAGAAGUUCAA
Molecule: messenger RNA, 2625 nt
Organism: Drosophila eugracilis
Lineage: Eukaryota; Metazoa; Arthropoda; Insecta; Diptera; Drosophilidae
Product: adenylate kinase isoenzyme 5
Exons: 8
Coding region: 456-2390 (644 amino acids)
Biological process (GO): CDP biosynthetic process; UDP biosynthetic process
Cellular component (GO): cytoplasm; nucleus
Molecular function (GO): UMP kinase activity; ATP binding
Source: RefSeq, a predicted model, not a curated record